AUGGCCACCGCAUUUUCUUACGCCCAGGCCGCAAAAGGCGUUGCUUCAACGCAGCCAUCCAAGACACCGUCCGAGUCGACUACGCCACUGUCAAAGUCGGAAGAUCAGACCUCGGAAAGCUUCCAGACCAGCGCGGAUGUUGAGACCCCGAAGACGGACGUCGCCGCUGAUGUUGAUAACACAACCGAGAAGGAGGUGAGCGAGCCCAAGGCUGAAGCCUCCGAAACUGCUUCACCUGACGCCGCUACCGCGCAGACAUCCAUGACCUCAAAAGAGAGUGAGAAGUCCAGUACUCAAAAUGGCAUUUCGGAAUCUACCUGGGAUAAGCAAUCUCAAACUUCAGGGUCGGACAAGGAGAACGCUGCCGCCGAAGGCACUGAGGGAAAGUCUUCAGAGAAGAAGAAGAAGGAAAAGCCCGCUCCUAAAGAGCUCAAGCCAGCCGCUCUUCCCGCGGUGAACAUCUGGCAACAAAGGAAGGAGGCGCAAGAAGCUAAGGUCAAGGCUAACCCGGCCUCCAACGCUGCUGCCAAGGUUUCCAAGCCUACAUCUGAGACUUCUUCUGUAUCUGAGGAUAACCAGGACCAGCCGAAGACUGGCUCCAAGAAGAAGGGUGAUUCAUCGAAGAAGGGUGAUGGCGUCAAGGGACAAGAAAGCGCCCCCGUUCCUCCAGUUGCAGAUGCUGCUUUGUGGCCUACUCCCCAGGGCGCUCAGGGAGAGGAGAAAAAGAAAACGCAGGAAAAAUCGGAAAAGACCGAGAAAAGCCCAGUGAUUCGUCCCCAUGGCAAGGAGAAGUGGACACCGGUUCCUUACGUUCCGACUGCGGUCUUCAACACUCCUCUACCCUCCGCUGCGCGUCGGGGUGGGAGAAGCGCGCGCGGUGGGCGAGACACCACUCGCAACGGCUCCCACGGCGCCGGAGCUGCCGACAAGAGCUUCCCUAGCCAGGCGACCUCAGCUAAGCAAACCGCGGCUGCAGACCGGGGCAGGAAUGAGCCCAACUCUACCCGUGCGAACUCACUGCCUGCGCCAUCACGACGCUCCAAUAGCGCCGACAACGGUUCUACAGAUGCCCGCAAGACACAGGUGCCUGAUCGAACGCGUGGUCCCAAGGGAUUAGACAACGGCAAUACCGCGGCUGGUAAGCAGAUCAACGGCGAGGCUUUCUCGAGACAUGCCAAGCCCUUCCCCAAGAACCAUGAAGGCUUCCAGAAGGGAGGUGAUUAUGCUAAAAACCCCAACCUUUCGGUGGAUACCUACAACGGAGCUCGCUCCGGGCCUAACGAACGUCGUUUCGAGAAUGGACCAAAGUCUGCGGAUUUCGCCAACUUGCAUUCCGAUCGCAAGGACCGGGAGUUCACCCGGGAGCCCCGUGCUGAAAGAGGCAGAGGCUCGCACCGUGGACGAGGUGGUGGCCAUGCCGGGUACAAUGGCACCCAGACAUCACAUUUCCCCAACAACCACAUGGCUCCCCAAAGUUACAUGCACCCCAAGUCAUUCGGUUACAACGACCGCCGAGGCCCCCAGCAACAUGGCCUUGCCAAUGGCUCUCGCGGCCACGCCAUGACCAUGCGGUCCCCUUCAUUGCCCAAUUCUUCCUCUAUGUACAACAUGUAUCCGUCCUUCCCCGCCGAUAUGAACCCCAUGUAUGGCUACCAACAGGUGCAGCCUGGUCCCAUGUCGGCGAUACCAUUCCAACCGUACAUGGAAUCGUGGUCUGUGAUGAGCAUGAUCACGUUGCAGCUGGAUUAUUACUUCUCGGUUGAUAACUUGUGCAAGGAUAUCUACCUGCGUAAACACAUGGAUUCUCAGGGUUUCGUUGCAUUGAACUUCAUUGCGAACUUCAAGCGAGUCAAGCAACUGUCAGAGGACUUCGAGCUACUGCGCCACGCCUCGCGGCAAUUGAAGGCUGCUGAAUGCUUCACGGGUGACGAUGGCGUUGACAGGCUGCGGCCGCGGGAGAGAUGGGAACAAUGGGUCCUCCCCAUGGAGCAGCGUGAUCCCUCCGCUCAGAAUGCCGGCCCCGUUCCCUCUACCGGCCAGAACGAAUCUACCGUGCCUCAGAGCCAACUCGACGGAGCUACGAAUGGCUUUGUCCCAAAGUCGGCGUUACCCAACGGUACUGCACCUUCAAAAACAGCACUGUCCUCUGCUGCCCCAGAGUUCUCGCCGUCUAACGGUGUCCACACUGGAACCGAGGUAUCGAAUGUGAGAUCAUCCCCGUACCAAGUUGAUGUCCUUUGA
This is a messenger RNA of Aspergillus mulundensis, 2241 nucleotides long. RefSeq names its product La domain family. Gene Ontology annotation, biological process: positive regulation of translation. The transcript has a single exon. Gene Ontology annotation, cellular component: cytoplasmic stress granule; cytosol. Gene Ontology annotation, molecular function: RNA binding. The record is from RefSeq and is a predicted model, not a curated record. Lineage: Eukaryota; Fungi; Ascomycota; Eurotiomycetes; Eurotiales; Aspergillaceae. The coding region runs from base 1 to 2241 and encodes 746 amino acids.